This is a messenger RNA of Parascedosporium putredinis, 432 nucleotides long. The record is from the annotation of a GenBank genome assembly. NCBI's taxonomy places the organism in Eukaryota, Fungi, Ascomycota, Sordariomycetes, Microascales, Microascaceae.
AUGGGCAGACUUAUCAAGAACCACUGGGCUCGCCUCAUCAUCCUCACGGCUUCAGCUUACCAAGUUGCUGCCGCGAUCGAGGGCUUCUUCUGGCCCAAGAUCUUCUGGGACUUCCUCACACUAACACUGGACCGCGCGGUGAAACCAUUCCCAAUCCUCCAAAUCAUCAAUUUAGUAUUCGGGGUGGUUCUGUUCGCCAUGGAAUGGCCCCUACCCUUGCUCGCCGGGUCCUCCGUUCAUCGAAGCCUCGAGUUCCGCCUGGCCUUCCUCCCUCUCACCACCUUGGCCGCUGCCCUCAUUUACCAGGGCACCAACGCCGCCAUUUACUACUUUAUUGGCCUUUUGGUGUAUUUCUGGGCCUAUAGCGAAGGAGAGAUCAUCUGCGCGAAACCCUGGACUUUGCCCAACCGUGGUGGUCGUGGGCGGGCGUAA